Messenger RNA from Acanthisitta chloris (rifleman), 6516 nucleotides. RefSeq names its product receptor-type tyrosine-protein phosphatase V-like. The transcript has 37 exons. Lineage: Eukaryota; Metazoa; Chordata; Aves; Passeriformes; Acanthisittidae. Gene Ontology annotation, molecular function: protein tyrosine phosphatase activity; protein binding. Gene Ontology annotation, biological process: protein dephosphorylation. The record is from RefSeq and is a predicted model, not a curated record. The annotation marks the transcript as partial.
GGUGAAGGAUGCAACCGGACAGCAUGGGCAGGGCUGGAGGGACAGGAUGCACAUGGUGACAGAGGGACCCUCCUGAACAUCAGUGUGAGUGACCACGGCCGGUCAGACUCUCUCCUUCUGUCCUGGGAUGAGCCAGAGGGAGGUGCCAAAGGAUAUUCGCUCUCCCUCUCCUCCCUGGGGUCAGGCACACCACUGCAGAACAGGACUGCUGGACCCAAUACCACCAGCUUUUGGUUCCAUGGGCUGACCCCUGGCACACGCUACGAGAUCAAGGUGACAGCCACGCUGGCCUGCGCGGAGACCACCAGCCAGACUGUCACAGCACAGACAACGGCGGCGGGGGCGAAGCCACUGCGCGCGGCCUGGGCGCACAGCCACGGCCAGCGCGAUGGUUACCGCCUGGCCCUGUACCACAGUGACUCUCAGGUGCUGGUGAGGAACGUGUCCAUCCUGCCCAGUGCCUCCACCUUCCUGUUCGACGGGCUGUUGGCUGGCAGCGAGUAUGCCUUGAAGGUCAGCACCCUGGCUGGGUCCAGCCAGGCCAGCACCAGUAUCCACCAGUGGACAGCUCCCUCCAUCCCCUCCCAGCUGAGGCUCAGCCCAGUCUCCAGCACCAGCCUCCUUGCCUCCUGGACAGGGGCUGCAGGGGCUGCCUGGCUGCACCUGGAGCUCCGCAACCUCCUCACCCAGACUGUCACCACGACCCUGUCAGCCAGGAGGGGCCUCACCAGCUACACCUUCCAGCAUCUCCAGCCUGGCACCCAGUACUGGCUGGGGCUGAAUGCCACAGCAGGGUCCUACACCAUAGCAGGGCCCAAUGCCACUGCCUGGACAUACCCCCUGAGCCCUGGCAAUGUGACCCUGAGCAGUGCAGAGGAGCAGAGCUCCUUGCAGGCUCGCUGGAGCAUCCCAGGGGGAUGGAGGGACUUCCACCUGGUGACACUGCAGGAGGGAGAGGAUGGUGCUCCGACAAGGAACAUCUCUGUCAGCGGUGACAGCAGUCACAUCACCUUCCACGGGCUGAGCCCUGGGAAGCAGUACUCUGUCCAGGUGAUGGUGGUGGCAGGGCCAUACCGGGCAGCAGCCCACAGCACAGCAGCCUGGACAGAGCCACUGGCACCAUCUGGUGUGAGCCUGUCCAGCCAGGGCAGCCCACACAGCCUACUGGCCAGCUGGGAGGAGGCGACAGGUGAGGGCUACCUGCUGGCCCUCAGCCCCAUGGAGCACCCCAUGAAGAACAGCUCACUGCUCAAGGGUGUCACCAGCUUCACCUAUGAGGGCCUCCACCCUGGGACCCUCUACACCCUCGAGGUCAGCACUGUGGCUGGUCCCUACACAUCCUCACCCCGGUGCAUUUCCAACUGGACAUACCCUUUGCCCCUGGAGCAGUUGACUCUCAGCAAUGGUGGCCACAGCACCUCUCUGCAAGCCUCCUGGAGAGCAGCGUCCUCUGGAAGCACUGGCUACACAGGGACCCUCUGGGAAACCAAGUCCCAGAAGCAGAUCAGGAAUGUGACUGUGGGGAACAACUGGAUGAAUGUCACCUUGGAGGACCUUGUCCCUGGGCGACAGUAUACACUGGAGAUGUCUGCUAUGGCUGGACCUUACAGAUCUCGUGGGCAAUCUGCCACAGACUGGACAUACCCCCUGGCUCCAGCCAGCGUGACACUGACCAACACUCGGCGCCCGCUGGGGCUCUCUGCCUUCUGGGACAAGGCUGCUGGUGAUGUGGACCAGUUCCACCUCCAGCUCUAUAGCAAGAGCCAUGCAGCGCAGAGGAACAUCUCAGUGGGGCCAACCACCCACAACUUCACAUUCCUGGGGCUGUCCCCUGGCACUCAGUACUUCCUGAAGGUGACUGUUCUCGCUGGCCCAUACAGAUCCUCGUCACACUUUGCCACCGAAUGGACAUAUCCACUGUCUCUGGCCAAUGUGAGUGUCCAACCUGGCCGCACACCCCAGGAGCUGCAUGUGAGCUGGGUGGAGUCCGGCGGUGGCAGAGACCACUUGGUGCAGCUCUCAGUGGCUGAGUCCCUGUCCAUCAUCAGGAAUGUGUCUGUGCCCCGUGGAGUCACCCAGCUCGACCUGGAGGGGCUGGUGCCAGGGUCUCGGUACCGUGUGGAGAUCAUUUCUCAGGCUGGACCUCAUCGCAUCUCCUCUCAGACUGCCAUCGGCUACACUGUGCCACUGCCUCCUCGUUCCCUGUCUGCCAGCCCUGUCAGCACUGCUUGGGCUCUGGCUGUGCACUGGGAGACCGCUCCUGGGCAGAGGGAUGGAUACCUGCUCAACAUCCUUGAAGAGGGCUCUUCUGCACCAGUAAGGAACUUGGAAACAGGGAAGGACAGCACCAAUAUCACUGUGACACAGCUGGAACCAGGAACAUGCUACCUUCUUGGGAUCUGGGCAGUGGCUGGACCCUACCGCUCCCUCCCCAAGAAUGUCACCGGCUGCACAGUUCCUGCUGCACCAAUGAACCUGAGCCUUGCCAACCCAGGCAGCUCCUCAGAGCUUUUCACAUCCUGGAACAAGCCACCCGGCAGGAGGGACCACUACCGCAUUACUCUGUAUAGCUUCAGCACCCAGAGCAAGGUUCAGGUCCAGACCUUGAGUCCAGAUGCCCAGAACACCACCUGGAGUCACCUGGUGGCAGGCAGCAGGUUUGCUGUGCAGGUCACUGCUGUGAAAGGCUCGUUAGAAGCCUCAUCUGCAAACGUCACCCAAUGGACAUAUCCCUUGGCACCUGUCAACCUCACCCUGGUCAGCCCCUUGGCCUCAGCACUGAGAGCCUCCUGGGCAGCAGUAGGGCAAAGGUCCGAAGGCUUCGUGGUGGACGUCUAUGAGACAGCCUCUGGCACUCGUGUUGGGCACGUGGGGCUGGACAAUGCUGCCAGGAGUCACAUCUUCAGGAGCCUGAGCCCUGGCACCCACUACAGUGUGGCCGUGAGGGCCAUAGCUGGACCCUUCCACAACAGCACCGCCAACCUCACCCACUGCACACGCCCACUGCCCCCGGCCACUGUGCGCUUGCUGAGCACUGGGCACCCCGACAGGCUGAGCGCGUCCUGGGGGGCCACGUCCGGAGGCAGAGACGGAUACACGCUGACCCUGUACCAUGCCUGGCUGGGCACCGUGGCAGCUACAGCCUCACUUGGAAGAGACACCCACAAUUUCACCUUCACGGGACUGGCCCCAGGACACGAGUACUCCCUGGAAGCCAGUGCCAUCACCGGACCGUACCAGGCAGCAGCACCCAACACGAGUGGCUGGACACGUCCGCUGCCCCCAGCCACUGUGCGUUUGCUGAGCACGGGGCACCCCGACAGGCUGAGUGCAUCCUGGGGGGCUGCAGCUGGGGGCAGAGACGGAUACACAUUGACCCUGUACCACGCCCAGCUGGGCACCGUGGCAGCUACAGCCUCACUUGGGAGAGACACCCACAACUUCACCUUCAUGGGACUGGCCCCAGGAAGCAAAUACAUGCUGGAGGUGGCAUCCGUGGCUGGCUCCUUCCAGACACCUGCAAGGAAUGUCAGUAACUGGACGUACCCCUUGGCACCCCGUAAUGUGUACAUGACGAACCAGGGGUAUCCCAACAGGCUGAGUGUGUCCUGGCGAGCUGAACCCCAAGGACAAGAUGGUUACAGGCUCCUCCUGUAUCAUUCGGGAUCAGGUAUCGUGGCAGCCAAUGUUUCUGUUGGGAAAGGCACCAGCAAAUUCACUUUUUCUGGCCUGGCUCCAGGACACAAAUACCUGCUGGAAGUGGGGUCUGUGGCAGGGCCCUACUCAGCCUCCGCGCAGAACAUCAGUGACUGGACAACUCCCUCAGUGCCCCAGAAUCUCUCGGUGGUGGCUGAAGGGAACAACACCAUGCUCAUCUCCUGGGACAGUAUCUCUGGACAGCAGGAUGACUGCCAGCUGUGGCUGCGGGAUCCCCGGAACAGCUCACAGCCCUGGCGGCAUGCCCUGGGCAGAGGGCAAGUCCAGCACCUCCUCCACGGGCUGGUCCCAGGCAGGAACUACUCUGUCUCCUUGAGCUGCGUGGCUGGGCCCUACUGGAGCAGCACCAAGCCCUUGGCAGUGCCGAUGGAUGUGCAAGCCUAUGAAGUGGUGACAGAGAGACUCUCUGAUGGACCUCCCACCUCCAAGUAUGUCAUGAGCAUCUCUGUGAGCGAGGCCAGUCUAGAGGGGUUGGAGCCAAACUCUUCCUACCAAAUUGUUGUGAGCACCGUGGGCAUGAACACGCUGAAGAGCCAAGCUGUGACUCUGCUCUGCAGCACAGCAGUGGAGGCCCUGCCCCCACCCCUGAGGGCAGACACCUUCCAGGUGGAGGCCAGUUCCACAGUUAUCAUUCCAUCUGACCUGUUCAGCGAGGAGAACGGCCAUAUCGAGUAUUACGGUGUCAUUGCUACCACUAAUGACUCACUGCUGAGGCCCACCCAGGAGAUCAUGUCCAGCACAUGGUAUGACCACUAUUAUGGGACAGAGGACUCCUACCUGGCAGUGCUCAUACCCAACCCCUUCCACCCAAGCCCCAGGAGCUCCCCCGAAACCUGGCGAGUGCCAGUGGGAACAGAGGAGUGUGGCCAGUCCAGGGCAACGUGCAAUGGGAAGCUGAAAGACAAUGAACAGUACAGAUUCAGCAUUGCUGCCUUCACCAAAUACGACCCAGUAGCCCCUGCAGUGACAUUCACCCUGUUCUCAGCUGCUGGAUCUGGUGCAGACACAACUCCACUCUCAAUGCCAAUAAUCACUGGAAUCAUUGUGGGAUUUCUCUUGACACUUGCAGCUAUUUUUGCUUUGGUUUACUGGAAACAGCUCAGAGCAAAGAGGACUAAGAAGAGCAGCCUGCCCCAGGAAAUGGUGACCUACAGCUUGAGAAAUGUCCACCGGCCAGUUCCGCUGCAGAACUUCAAGCAGUACUAUGAGAUCAAGACAGCAAGUGCUAACCAUGCUUUUUUCCAGGAGUUUGAGGAGCUGAAGGAAGUUGGGAAGGAGCAGUCGAAGGUGGAGGCUGAACUGCCAGCAAAUGUCUCCAAGAACAGAUAUCCCCAUGUGCUGCCCUAUGAUCACUCUCGGGUCAAGCUGAGCCAGCUUGGGGAGGAUCCGUACUCAGACUACAUCAAUGCCAACUUCAUGCCUGGCUACACAUCGCAGCAGGAGUUCAUUGCCACCCAGGGACCCCUGAAGAAAACCAUAGAGGACUUCUGGAGGCUGGUGUGGGAGCAGAACAUCUGCAACAUCAUCAUGCUGACAGUGUGCAUGGAGAAUGGGCGAGUCCUCUGUGAUCAUUACUGGCCAUCGGAAUCUGCCCCAGUGUCCUACGGGCAGGUGCAGGUCCAUCUGCUGACACAGAGCAGCUCUGAGGAGUGGACCAUACGUGAGUUCAAGCUGUGGCACGGGCUCCAGGCAGAGCGCUAUGUGUCCCACCUGCACUACACAGCAUGGCCUGACCAUGGGGUCCCAGAGUCCACCACCUCAAUCAUGACCUUCCGAGAGCUGGUCCGGGAGCACAUCCAGAGCACCAAGGAUGCAGGGCCGACCCUCGUGCACUGCAGUGCUGGUGUGGGCCGCACUGGCACCUUUAUUGCCCUGGACCGGUUGCUGCAGCAGAUGAAGCAGGAGAAGGUGGUGGACAUUUUUGGUGUUGUUUACGCCUUGCGGAUGAACCGGUACCUGAUGAUUCAGACGCUGUCCCAGUAUAUUUUCCUGCACAGUUGCAUCCUGGACAAGAUCUUGGAGGAACCUCUCCUGAGUUUUUCAGGGACAGAGAGGUCCUGCCCCAUCCCACUGAAGAGCUUUGCCCAGCACUAUGCCCAGAAGGCAGCCAAGUCCCACGUGGGCUUCCUGAGGGAGUAUGAGACCCUCCUGGAAGCUGUCAAGGAAGAAGCCAGCUCUGCAUCACCAUCUUCAGGCAGCCAGCAGACAAGGCCCUCUUCCAGCAUCCUCCCAUAUGAUCGCUCCAGAGUGAAGUUUUCCCUGCUGGAACAGGGCCCUUUCUCAGAACUCCUGCAGGUGUGGCAUGUCCCGGGCUGCAGCCCCAGCAGGGACUACCUGGCUGUCCAGGGCCCUGACAAACUGACCAUGGAGGACUUCUGGACCCUGGUGUGGGAACAGGAUGUUCACACCAUCCUAACACUUCUGCCGUGGCAGGAGAAGGGGGAGGAGAAGAAAGCAAAGGAGAGGCAGGUACAGCGAUUCCUGUACACGCUCUGGAGCAGCAAGAAGCAGCCUGAUGUCCAGAGCCUGGUGGAGCUGCUCACAGCUGUGAGACGAUGCACGCCGCACCGGAGGAGAACUGGUCCUCUCCUGCUGCACUGCAGCGGUGGCGUGAGCCAGAUGGGGACACUGAUCUCCCUGGAUUGUGUGUUGCACCAGAUGAAAGCUGAGAGAUUUGUGGACAUCUACGGUGUGACCUUCCAGCUGGCCAGAAGCUGCUGCCUCAUGACCCCAACUCUGGACCAGUAUGUGUUCCUGUACACCUGCAUCCAGGACAUCAUUGUUCAGAACCAGCCCUAA